CGCGUGUGGACUACCACAGAAGAAGAAAAGGCGGAAGCUCCGUUUACAUUCGUGCACGUUGCUGGACGGUGAGAAAACAAACCACUCACUGUAAAUUAGACAACAUUUUGAAACAAACAGAGAUGGUUGGGAAGAUUAAACAUGUCCGUCAGAAGCUUCACCAGGAGGCAGUGAAGCCUGACACUGCGCCUCUUUGCUUCGUGUAUCCCCCGGUUUCCCUGAGCACUCACCGCGUUACUCCUCCACCUCCAGAAAACAACAAGGGAAGCAAACAGGCUUCAGCAGAGAGCUCCUUCCCUUCUGGAAUCUUUGCUGGCACUAAAAUCACUCCAGAGGCUCUGGUUCAAACCUUGAAGUUUGAGGAAACUAAAGAUGCACCAGUUACACCUGUUAUUGCCAAGAAAGGCCCAGAAGAGAAGAAACUCAAGUCAAAGAAAGAGAAGAUGAAGGAGAGAAGGGAGAAAUGGUUGAACAAGAUCAGCUCCAUCAAACUGGCCCAGGAGCAGCAGGCGGCCGAGGCUCGCAGGAAGGCGACGCCGGUGGUCGGAGACCUGAGGCCGCUGGCCGACGCUCUGCCGGAGCUCUGUCAGCUCAUCGGCUCGCCCGCCGCCACAGUGACCUCUGCGCGCCGCAGGAGCAGGAAAAACAAAGAGCCGGUGAAAAGGCCAGAGCCGACAGAUUUCAGUCAGAUGAAAACAUCGCAGAAACGCAAACUCCUAGAAACCGAGUGCAGCCACUUCAGCACAAUAGUCAAAACCUUCUCUGGCAAAACUAACCCUCUGGUUGACAUCGGUGAGCAGCUGAAGAAGAGGAUGAGGCAGGAGGAAGAGAACAAUCCCAGUUAACAGCAGCAGCAGCUGAACAAAGUGAGUCUUAAGCGCUUUCACAGACUUAAAGAUCUCGGAAUUCCUAAGGGAAGGUGACUGUGUCAGAGAAACCCAACCCUGGUAAAAAAGGGAAGAACCUGAUACCUGGUUCUCCCCGUCAGUCACGACUCAGCUGAAGAAAACAUCCUGAAGGACAAUGACAGCGUCCAGAUAAAGAUGUGCAACCGACUCUCACCAAAUGUACCUUGAACAGCAUUUUUUCUAGCCUGAGUUUGGUAUUUAUUGGUUGUAGAUGUAGAAAAAAACAAAACAAAUAUAAGCUCAUUAAAUCUGUAUUUUCCAUAAUGUUCUAUGAGAUGAAGAUACGUUAUUUUCAGCAGUGAUCGUAGGAGUCAACUAAUCCUUCAAGUUUCUAUAACACAGUUUUCACACAUCUAUUUUCAGUGUCUCAUUGUUCUUAUCAGCUCCAGCACAAGUAACCCGCUGGCAAUCAUGACGGCAACUGUGCUAAACCGUGGACAAACAGUAUCAGUGAGCACAUCAACACAGUCUGCACUGAGAUCAAGUUUUAAAAAAGCAAAGGAUUUUUACCACAGCAUCUUCACUGGUUUUCUUUUCAUGUAAUUAAAUGUUUGUAUGGAAAUUUUCUGCUACAUGAAAAUAAAAUCAACUGAACACACA
Molecule: messenger RNA, 1508 nt
Organism: Solea solea (common sole)
Lineage: Eukaryota; Metazoa; Chordata; Actinopteri; Pleuronectiformes; Soleidae
Gene: slx9
Product: SLX9 ribosome biogenesis factor
Exons: 6
Coding region: 123-845 (240 amino acids)
Biological process (GO): maturation of SSU-rRNA from tricistronic rRNA transcript (SSU-rRNA, 5.8S rRNA, LSU-rRNA)
Cellular component (GO): 90S preribosome; preribosome, small subunit precursor; nucleolus
Source: RefSeq, a predicted model, not a curated record